Messenger RNA from Prosopis cineraria, 1600 nucleotides. RefSeq names its product RGG repeats nuclear RNA binding protein A-like. NCBI's taxonomy places the organism in Eukaryota, Viridiplantae, Streptophyta, Magnoliopsida, Fabales, Fabaceae. Gene Ontology annotation, cellular component: nucleus; cytoplasm. The record is from RefSeq and is a predicted model, not a curated record. The transcript is spliced from 7 exons. Gene Ontology annotation, molecular function: RNA binding. Bases 209 to 1321 code for a protein of 370 amino acids.
GUCACUUGCUCACUCUUCACUCUUGGACACUCUCCCCUCUGCUUGCGGCUAGGGUUUUUUCCCUACUCUCUUCGGUUUCGCUCUUCUUCAUCUCUGAAUCUAUGCGUCAUCCCAUGGAUUUUUCACUUUUAUAGGGCUUAGUGGUCCCUUCCUCUUUGGUAUUACGCUGUUGGAAAGUGGGUUCAUUUCUGUAUUGUUGUAUUCUGUAAUGGCGACCUUGAACCCCUUUGAUUUGUUGGGUGAUGACGCUGAGGACCCGUCACAGCUAAUCGCGGCUGAGCAGCAGAAGGUUGUGUCUGCUCCCAAGAAAGCUCCUGGUCAGGACCAUGUCAAGCCGAGACCUCGUGCUCUUGCUCAGCAGAACAAGCCGGCUCAGUUGCCUUCGAAGCCAACCCCCCCAUCUCAGGCUGUGAGGGAGGCAAGGAAUGAAGCAUCUCGUGGAAGCCGUGGAGGUGGAAGAGGAGGUGGCCGUGGCUAUGGACGUGGUCGUGGAGGAAGUGGACUUAAUCAAGAUUUCUCCAACGAUGAGAACUUGUUCAGUGGCAGUGGAGGCCUUACUGUUCAAGGUGCUGUUGUAGAAGGAGAAGCUGGGAAACCUUUAGAAAGACGUGGUUAUGGUGGACCUCGUGGAUCUCCCCGUGGUGGUCGUCAUGGUGGAUUUAGCAACGGAGAAGUUGGUGAAGAGGGACGCCCACGAAGGAUGUUUGAUCGCCGGAGUGGCACUGGACGCGGAAAUGAAUUCAAGCGCGAAGGUGCUGGGCGUGGUAACUGGGGAACUCCAACUGAUGACCUUGCACAGGCAACUGAGGAAGUUGUGAAUGACAAUGAGAAAAAUUUGAGUGAUGAGAAACCUGCUGAGGAAGACGUAGCAGAUGAAAACAAGGAGAGUCCUGCUAAUGGAGCUGAAGAAAAAGAGCCUGAGGAUAAGGAGAUGACCUUGGAGGAAUAUGAGAAAGUGCUGGAAGAAAAAAGGAAGGCCUUACAAGCACUAAAGACUGAGGAGAGAAAAGUUGACGCUAAAGAUUUUGAAUCCAUGCAACAGCUGUCAAGCAAGAAAGACAAUGAUGAUGUCUUUAUUAAAUUGGGAUCUGAGAAGGACAAGCGUAGAGAGGCUUUUGAGAAGGAAGAGAAAUCUAAGAAGUCUGUCAGCAUUAAUGAGUUUCUGAAGCCUGCUGAAGGAGAAAGAUACUUCAACCCAGGUGGCCGUGGUCGGGGCCGUGGACGUGGUUCAAGAGGAGGUUAUGGUGGCAGUGUGAACCACAAUGUGCAAGCGCCAUUGAUUGAAGAUCCUGGGCAGUUCCCAACCUUGGGUGCCAAGUGAGAUUUUGAUUAUCUCUGCUGAAAAACUUGUCCCUUUGUUUCAAUUUUGGGUUAUGUGCUUUCUUCUAAAGCUGGAAAAGAACCAUGCUAAUUGGAUUUCUCUCUAUUAGCAGGUUAUUUAAAUUUACGCCUUAAAAUGUAAAUUUAGGUUGUUCUUCAGAUGAUCUCAUCUCUCUGUAGCCUCUUUUUAUUACUGACCUUGGUGGCAUGUCAUGCUGGAUAAACAAACGUUGCUUAGUUUAAUUCCUUGAUAUAUCCAAUACGCAGUUUUGCUUGAAAA